AUGGCUGCCACAGAAUUCCUCAUCCGGGUUCUGCUAGGGACCAUUUGGUACCCGCAGAAGGUUGGUGAUGAGCUGGAUGAGGCCACGCGCGAGCGCAUGCAGCAACGUGCGCAGCUGCUGAGCCUGGAGAUGUCUCGGCUGCUGCAGGAGCUGAAGCAGAGCAGCCAGAGGCAAAGGAGCCAGGUUCAGACGAGCCAAGAGCCAAGCGUCAUGACCUGGGGAGCUCUGCUCUUUGCUGCCUUGCAGCAGCGACAGUUCUGGGCCAUUGCUGGAGUCCUGGUCCUGCUCUUUGGGCUCUGGUGGUGGCUCAGCAGAAGGAGCCAUGAGACCGACACAUGCAGCAAGAAAGGCAGUUGCAGAAAGAAGGGGCACAGGCAGGAGCAAGAAGGAAAACCCAGUGUUGCUCUGGAUAUGGGCAGAAUUUUGGCGGAGCGCCUUCUGGACGUGCCAGAAUCAUUUGUCAUGGUGGAGGAGCUGGUGGAUGAACUUCUGCGUACCUGCCGAAGACUCUGCAGGAAUAGUUUCAUGCCGCGACUGAUGCCAGCCAUUGGGGAGGGCAGUUUCUGCCAAGGCUGGAGUCCCCGUGAGGAUGACGCCGUCUACCGCCUGCUCGUGCCCCUGCAGGCCCCCCGCGGGCACGCCUUCCACCUCGAGCUGGGCACUGAUGAGGAGAUGCCGGCAAGGAACUCCCGCCUCCGCGUGGAGCUGGUGUGUACCUGCAUGAGGGAGCGGCUGGUGAAGGACAUGCUGUGCUUCCUCCACCACCCCAAGGAGGAGCUGAGGAGAAAUCAGGGUCCCAGCCUGCUAGGCACCCUCUGCACCGGCCCCUACCUAGACGUGGAGAAAACCACACGCUGGUUCCAGAUAUUGGUACGUGCAGCCUGGCGGGUUUUGCCUCGGUCGCGACACAGCCGCCUCACAGUGCUGCCCUCCAGGCGCUCCUGCAAGCUCCGGGUUGUGGAUGCUUCUGAUAGUCUCCUCCUGAUUGAGAUGCUGUUUGGGGUGCAGCAAGGUGACUCGGACACCUUCCUGAGCAUCGAGUAG
Molecule: messenger RNA, 1044 nt
Organism: Phalacrocorax carbo (great cormorant)
Lineage: Eukaryota; Metazoa; Chordata; Aves; Suliformes; Phalacrocoracidae
Source: RefSeq, a predicted model, not a curated record